Trichobilharzia regenti is the source of this 3202-nucleotide messenger RNA. NCBI's taxonomy places the organism in Eukaryota, Metazoa, Platyhelminthes, Trematoda, Strigeidida, Schistosomatidae. The record is from the annotation of a GenBank genome assembly.
AUUGUGAUUGUGGCGUUGACGAUGACAGUUAAAUUUUUAGAUAUCGUCAAGCCAUUUUGUGCUAUUCUUCCGGAGAUCUCCCGUCCCGAGCGGAAAAUUCAGUUCAGAGAACGAGUAUUAUGGACUGGAAUAACGUUGAUGAUCUUCCUGUUUUGCUGUCAAAUACCACUUUUCGGCAUCAUGUCAUCUGAAUCUGCCGAUCCUCUUUACUGGCUGCGUGUUAUAUCUGCUUCAAAUAAAGGAACACUGAUGGAACUGGGAAUAUCACCUAUUAUAACUUCUGGAUUAAUUAUGCAGUUGUUAGCCGGCAUACAGGUGUUGUCUGUUGGUGACGCCCCCAAAGACAGAGCUUUAUUCAAUGGAGCACAGAAAUUAUUCGGCAUGGUUAUAACUGUUGGUCAAGCCUCUGUAUAUGUUAUGUCUGGGAUUUACGGUGCGCCUAGCGAAUUAGGUGCAGGGAUUUGUCUGCUAAUAAUAUUUCAAUUAACAUUUGCAGGCCUCUUGGUUUUGAUGUUAGAUGAACUUCUUCAGAAAGGCUAUGGUUUGGGGUCAGGCAUAUCAUUGUUUAUCGCAACCAACAUAUGCGAAACGAUUGUAUGGAAAGCAAUUAGCCCAACUACCAUCAACACCGGUCGAGGUACUGAAUUCGAGGGUGCAAUUAUAUCAUUGUUCCAUUUGUUGGCGACACGCACAGAUAAAGUUCGUGCAUUAAGAGAGGCUUUUUACCGCCAAAAUCUGCCAAAUUUAAUGAAUAUCCUUGCAACAAUUCUAGUAUUCGCAGUUGUUAUUUAUUUCCAAAGUUUCAGAGUCGACAUCGCAGUCAAGUCUAUCCGUUAUCGUGGUCAGACCACCUCCUACCCGAUCAAACUUUUUUACACAAGUAAUGCUCCAAUUAUGCUUCAGAGUGCACUUGUUUCAAAUCUUUAUGUUAUGUCACAGAUGUUGGCCAGCAAAUUUCGUGGUAAUUUUUUGAUCAACUUGUUGGGUGUAUGGUCUGACGGUGAAGGGGGCUCUCGAUCUGUGCCUAUUGGGGGAUUGUGUUACUAUAUGACGCCUCCAGAUUCUUUGGGUGAUAUGCUUGUUGACCCAAUACAUGGCAUUUUGUACAUUGCUUUUAUGCUUGGGAGCUGUGCAUUCUUCAGCAAAAUAUGGAUCGAUGUUUCAAACUCCAGUGCCAAGGAUGUUGUUAAGCAACUGAAAGAACAGCAAACUUUCGUUCCAGGGCAUCGAGAAAAUUCAAUGGUCCAUGAGCUGAAUCGCUAUAUUCCGACAGCAGCUGCCCUGGGUGGUCUAUGCAUUGGUGCACUUUCUGUGUUGGCGGAUUUCCUGGGUACGUAAUCCUAAUAUCUCGAAUGCUAAAAAUAAGUCGAAGAUAGUUUGUAAUUUAUCUUCGAUUUUAGGCUAGUAAUUGAUAUUUGAAAUUAUGAGUACGUACGGACUAACUUUCAGUAUCUAGAAACUUUAAGAUGAUCUCAUGGUGUUAUGGAUACCGUUCAGAAUUCGUUAAGCACUCAUUUUACUUAUUCAAAUGAGUGAUAUUUCUAGUUAAUAAUCUGUAAAUUGUAGGCUACACAUGGGUGUUUAUGUAAGACAGCGCUAGUGCUGCUCUUCAAAUCUAGUUACUAGAAUAUGCGAUUUUGUUGAAGUAGUCUUUCUAAACGCUGUCAUGAUUCCGUAGCACUCACUUAUUCUUCAGCGCUUGGAAUGUUCUGCUUACAGCUUAUCAUAUAAUUAGACAUAAUACAGUAGCACGUUUUGUGUUUUAGGCAUUCUGUUGCUGUAAUGAGUUCUCUGUUAACCAGCUGCUUCAGACAUACAUAAUAUCUUAUGAAUCGUGGGCAAUUAGAAAUUUUUUGACAUUCGACGGCACCAUACCAUCUAAAUCCCAUUACAUUAUUUAACACCCAGAGGUUGUUGCACACAAACUUAAUUAGUAAGUUUAUCGUUGGCUUUGGAUUUCGAUAGCAGUACUUAAAGUAGUCCUUCGUGAUCCAAUUUUUUUCAUGGAGGAGCUGCAUAUAUAAAAACCAAUCCGUAUUUGCAGACCGGUGAAAUUUAAUUUUAAAAUUAAUGGUUAUAAGACCUUGGUAAUGACGACCUAAUUUCAAAACAAGGACAUAAGGUAGCAGUCUUCUUAUACUCAAGGUUAGUGGGGGUUUUCUUUUCAUCCAGUAUUGUUCAUCUACGUGACCACAUUGCCUUAAAGGCUAUUUCACCUAGAGAGAUUAACCAACAGGUUAAAGUAUUUAUUGCUGAAAUCAGAGCAUGUGAUACAACGCUGUGUAUGAAAGGGUUGUUGCAGAUAAAAGUUCUAAUUAGUUAAUUACUUGUGUCCAGAAAAUCACUAUGUAAACCAGUGGUGUCCCGUCAUCUUAGAGUGCAAGAGCAAUUACUAUUUAAUUGUAUAAAUUCCUUAGGAUGUUCAAAAGAAUGCACAAGUACAAUUUAUCUUUUGAAAGUCAACUGGUUUUAUUUCACUAUACCUUAUGAUGUAUUCUCAACUGUAUAUUAACAUAGAAAUGUGAAAUCUCAUGGUCUUAUAGAUUGAUAGUAAAUUAGUCUUGGGAUUUCGCUUCAUCAUCUUCAUGUUUGAGUCCUUGAUAAGCGAGACAUACGAUGACUCAGUUAUUCUCAACAAAAACCAAACUUCACUCGUCCUUUAUUAAAUAUUUAUACGUAGUAUGCUAAAUAUGUGUGAAUUUCGUUACCAACGUACUGUACUGAUUCCUGCCAAUUAUUAAAAGAAAUUUUUUCUUUUCAGGUGCUAUUGGAAGUGGGACAGGUAUCCUCAUGGCUGUCACAACAAUCUACCAGUAUUACGAAGUGUUUGUUCGAGAACAGAGCGAGAUGGGUGGUUCCAUGAGUUCUCUGUGGUUAUAAAGGAAAUCUCGUUAAUCUGCAGUUUUUUCAGAUCCAUCUGUCAUUUCUUUCUAAUCAAUAUUCGCAGUUGCAGUGUGCAAAAUAAUGAUAAGCGUGAGAAAAUGUCUUCGCAUAGUUUGCCAAAUGUUCGUAAAACCACCAAACUUUCGACUGUACAUUUAGCAGGUUUUCACAUCUGUAGCUUUGGUCAUUAUUCGCAUAACCAACUGUUUGAUUUCCUUUGUUCAGUAUUUCUGUCCUUAUAUUCACUCAACGUGUACAUUUUGGUUAUCAUUAUUUGCUUCGUACCAUAACUUGUGAUCAUUAAAUGUUUCAUUCCUUC